This is a messenger RNA of Exophiala oligosperma, 1527 nucleotides long. RefSeq lists its product as uncharacterized. The record is from RefSeq and is a predicted model, not a curated record. The coding region runs from base 1 to 1527 and encodes 508 amino acids. The transcript has 7 exons. Lineage: Eukaryota; Fungi; Ascomycota; Eurotiomycetes; Chaetothyriales; Herpotrichiellaceae.
AUGGACGACCCUGACAGUCUGAUAAAGAUCAUCACAACGACGACGGGAGGGCAGGUGCAAGGCCCGAUGAUCGCCAACACCGACACAGUUCACACGAAUGAUACCGACACGGUGGUGGGCAAUCCUACCCAAAAUGGUGAUUUCGAGUUCGUGCUUAUGGCUCCGAAUGGAGGGCUCGACAAAUCUGGCAUCAGUCAGAUUCGAGCUCACACAACGAGAGAGUUGCACAAGACUAGACGUCAAGCUGGACAGACCCUCCUUCGUCGAAAGAACCGUCCUGAAAACAUCCUUUUCGGGUCUCAACUCGAUGCGUUCCAGGUAUUGCCGCAACUACGUAUGGAGGAGCUGCGACCUGGAAUUCUCAACGAGGUCAAGUACAAUGUGUUUCACGUAUACAACCAGACUGCUAUGCAACAAGUCAUCUGGCCUCGAGGAACAAAGGACGACACAUUUUUCACAGGAAUGCUCCUGAUGUGCUCGGUUCACCUCGACAGUCUCCAUACUCGGUCGAAUACUGUGUCUCCAGUCUCGACUGCCCUGAAACUGGAAGCGAUGAGAAAAGUGCGCGAGAAGAUCCAGACUCAGUCAGCGGACGAUAUUAUCAGCUGUAUUGCGGCCAUCGCCUGUCUUGCUGCUUGUGCCUUGGUCCGGGAUGGAAUCGAGGGUGCCGAUGAGUACCAAAUACAUCGAAAAGCAUAUGCGAUGCUCAUAAAAGAAGCAUUUGAGAAACGAAUGUUUGAGCGCUCAAGGUUUUGUAAGGAUGUGUUGCGAAUAAUUACGGUGAUAGCGAUCGGAAGAAGAUGUAGUAUGCCAAUACCUGGUUUGGCGCCGCUGAUCAACACCGCAACCGCAUUCAAAGAGUACGAAUAUGUCUUCGAGGAUGAAUGGCAGACCAGGACACGUCCUGAAGCAGAACUCUUUUCACCAGUAUAUGAUGGACGGGAUGAUCCAGACAACGAAGAUUCUUUUCCCUAUGUCCACGCCGACCAUCUCAGACGCUUACUGGGGAUGAUUCAAAUAACCAUCGAGAUUUGGACAAGACAGACCAGAACGCCGCUCGAGGUGGGGCCCAAGGAGGUCGCACUUUUGGGCCUAUUAUGUCGACAAAUCCUCUCCCUGCCGAGUGCGAAGAUGCCAGGACUUGCCUGUACCGGAGACCACAUGUACGAGUCCUGUCGUCUGACGUCGGUGUUGAUGAUCCAGAGUGUUGCACUUGGGAAAUCCUGGAAAACAGUCGCACAAGCUUCAGCGUUGCUUGGAGAGCUGCGAGUUGCGCUGGAAAAGACACAUUUGGGUCCGACAUUCGAAGGAGGAGGUAUCUCAGGGAAGGGACUUUGGGAUAAAAAUAUCGGUCUCUUGUACUGGAUUGGGCUCGUGUUUCAUUGCGCAGCGUUUGGAUCGCCGGAUUAUGGAUUCGGACAUGCUUUGCAAACGAGUUUGUCUUUCGAGGUGACGUAUAAUUAUCAUGAUUGGCAUGGUGCAUUGAUUCCGAUGUUGACAUUGAAGGAUGUCAUGCCCGAUAACUAA